AUGACUGCGAUCAAGGCGGCAUUCCUAGUGCUCUGCCAGCUCUUCUGUCUCGCCUUCGCCGUCGACCCCACCGUCGACUUGAUUUAUAGCAGAUACAUCGGCGUACCGACAUCGAGAAACGUAACCCAAUGGCUCGGCCUUCGCUAUGCCGCCCCGCCCGUCGCCAACCUGCGAUUCAUGCCGCCGCAAGAUCCGCCAUUUAAUCGUACUACGACAAGAGCAGACAAGCGCGGGAAAAUAUGCCUGGCGACGGGUGCUUCUCCGUCUGACACGGCAACGUCGGAAGACUGCUUGUUCAUCGAUGUGUUUGCGCCGACCAACGCCACGGUGUUUUCGAAGUUGCCUGUCUACUUCUUUAUCCACGGCGGGGGGUUCAACGCCAAUAGCAACUCGCAGAUGAACGGGACGGCGCUCAUAGAAGCAAGCGGACACUCGAUCAUCGUAGUCACCUUCGGCUACCGAGUCGGGCCGUAUGGCUUCAUCACCAACGGCGAUAAGAUCACGCCGAAUAAUGGUCUGCGUGAUCAGCGGAAGGCCCUUCAGUGGGUAAAGCGGCACAUUUACAAGUUCGGCGGAGAUCCCAACCACAUAGUGAUCGGCGGGGACUCGGCCGGCGCGGCGAGCGUCAGCCUCCAAAUGGUGGCCUACGAGGGUAGAAACACCGGGCUUUUCCACGCCGCUGCCGCAGAGUCCGUAUCGUUUGCCACCGUCCUGACAGUGCAGGAGAGUCAGUAUCUGUACAACAAUUUUACGGAGCGCCUAGGUUGCACAGGCACCGAUUCACUUUCGUGUUUACGAUCUAAGACCGCGGCAGAGCUACAAGCGAAGAACUCGGGCAUGCCGUACCCGGGCAUGGACGCACCGCCGUUGUACACAUGGAACCCGGUCAUCGAUCACGACCUCAUUACCGAUUAUACGUAUAACUUGUUCGCGGAGGGCAAGUUCGUCAAGGUGCCCGUGAUAUACGGUGACGACACGAACGGCGGAACUACGUUUACGCCGCGAGACGCGUCAACGCUCGCGCAGGGCGAGGCCUUCCUACGGAGGCAGUUCCCGUACCUGACCUCGGAGCACCUCGACGAGAUCAGUUCGAUGUACCCGAACCCGAACAACAGCAGCUGCCCCGGUUCGGGCUGCUACUGGCGCCAGGUCAGCGACGUCUACGGCGACAUGCGCUACAUGUGCCCUACGCUGUACAUCUCGUCGGCCAUGACCCGACACGGCAUGGGCCGCUCCUACAGCUACCGCUACAACGUCGAGGACCCUCAGCAGAUGCAGCAGGGCCUUGGCGUGCCUCACACCAUCGAGAUACACGCCAUCUGGGGGCCCGGGAACGCAGGCGGUGGCGCGCCGGCGAGCUACUAUGCGAACGGCGUCAACGCGGCGAUUGUCCCCGUUAUACAGGCCUACUGGACGAGUUUCAUACGCUCCUUUGACCCAAACAAGUAUAAGCAUCCGGACUCAGCUGUUUGGGGCACGUGGAGCGACGAGAAGCAAAACCGGCUGCUGUUUGACACCGGCGGCAAGACGAGCAUGGAGACGGUAGAUGACGACACGCAAUACCGCUGUAACUACCUGACAGGGAUAGGUGUUGAUAUCAGGCAGUAG
Molecule: messenger RNA, 1608 nt
Organism: Durotheca rogersii
Lineage: Eukaryota; Fungi; Ascomycota; Sordariomycetes; Xylariales; Xylariaceae
Product: alpha/beta-hydrolase
Exons: 2
Coding region: 1-1608 (535 amino acids)
Source: RefSeq, a predicted model, not a curated record